AUGGAAGUCACCAAGCAAGAGUACGUUGAUGCUGUUGUCGACAGAAUAUGUCAGUACAUGGACAGGGAAAUGGCAGGCAUAUUGGCACCCAUGUGGACUUAUACAUGGCAGCGCUUUUGGUAUAAUGGAGGCCCAAGAGGUCGUAAAACCGUCGAUGAGAUGAUAAAGGACCAUCGAUAUGCUCUUAGCAGUCGUCUUUACGUUCACAGUGCGGCAACAUGGCUUCGCAUAGCUUUUGACACAGUUCUUGCUCGCGGGAAAGAGGUGAUCUCCUUGGACGAGUACAGUUUGUUUCUGAAAUGCUUCGAUGUUCACCCGUUGUCGGCCAAAUUUGCCUUUCACUCCCUUGACACAAACCACGACAAUUUGCUCAGUAAGGAGGAGUUUAUCAAUGGUGGAAGGUUGUUUUUCACUGCGUCUAAUUCUACAGUGGGUGAUCAUUUCUGGGGCCCAAUGUUGGCUUAG
Molecule: messenger RNA, 465 nt
Organism: Lingula anatina
Lineage: Eukaryota; Metazoa; Brachiopoda; Lingulata; Lingulida; Lingulidae
Product: sarcoplasmic calcium-binding protein-like
Molecular function (GO): calcium ion binding
Source: RefSeq, a predicted model, not a curated record